Messenger RNA from Verruconis gallopava, 1329 nucleotides. RefSeq lists its product as uncharacterized. The record is from RefSeq and is a predicted model, not a curated record. Bases 1 to 1251 code for a protein of 416 amino acids. Lineage: Eukaryota; Fungi; Ascomycota; Dothideomycetes; Venturiales; Sympoventuriaceae. The transcript is spliced from 3 exons.
AUGGACGUCCUUCCCCAUGAACGAAGGGAAUGGCUCCCUGCUUACUCUCUGGUUCUUGGAUCUAUAACCACCAUCUUGCUAGUCAUUCGAUUGUUAUCGAGAGCUCUAUGGAGAGGUGGUGGCCUCGGGCUCGAUGACUUCUUUAUCACGCUUGGAUGGGCGGUGGCUGCUGCGAACACUGGGUUAUCAGUGCAUGCUGCUACUGAGCUAGGAUAUGACAGACACAUAUGGGACAUCGAUCCCGCUGAUGCUCCAAAUGCCAUCAAGUACGGCUUUGUCAUAAGCAUACUGUACGUUUGGUCCACGUCAUUGACCAAAUUAUCAAUCCUUCUAUUCUACCGGAGGCUGGUCGCUGGGACGUACAGCAAAAGAUAUAGAUAUUCUAUUUGGAUAGCCCUCGCUGCUCUUGUGACUUAUACGAUUGUCAUAUUCGCCCUUAUAAUGACGACAUGCUUCCCCCUCGAUGCGGUAUGGAUGAAGGUAGUGCCCGCCUGGGUCAAAGGCCACGACUACCGCUGCGCUUCCAAUCGAGCUGUCAUCGCGACAUCCUACGCCUCGGGGAUAUUGAGCGUAGUAACAGAUUUUUACACGGUGCUGCUACCAUGUUGGCUUUUUUUCAGUAUCCAGAUGGACAAGAAGAGGCGUAUUGCGACCAUGAGUGUCUUUUCGGUCGGAUUCUUGGUUGUCAUCGCAGGAACCGUUCGAACGGUGUACUUGGUCAAGGCAGAAGGCCCCGACAUUGACAAGACCUGGAACAUAUUCAACGUCAUCAUAGCAGGAACGACCGAAGGCGACUUCGGGAUCAUGUGUGCGUGCGCACCCUCCCUAAAGUCAGCGUUCAGCUACCACUUCGGAACGCACGGCUUGACUCAAAAUACUGGCGUUAGCAAUCCUUCGUCGAACAGCUGGUCCACAGAUACUGGCAAACGAGCUGCCGUCCGGAAUGGAUAUGUACGGCUGUCGGCAAAGCUGCGAAAAGGGGGCCCUGCUCCGCCGCCGCUGCCACAAGGGGAGGAACUUAUUUUGCAAGAAAGACUCGAUCAAAGUUACGGAAAGAAAAACUCAAAAUCUGAUAUUGAUCAAUUUGGCUUUAGUCAUGAGGCAUGGGCGGCACGUUCGCCGACGAAUUCAACAUGUGAUCUCGAAAGCGGAAUUCAUCGAAGCAGCAUUGAAUACGCUCCACGAUCACCAAUGACAUUCAAUGAGACGACAAGUUUACGACCACGGGCAUCCCAACAAGAUGUUUCAUGAAACCUAAUUUAGAUCGAUGAAACUUGAGAUCAGUGUACAAUAGUGAUGAGCAAUGUGCCGAAGAUGAUGAAGAAUUGG